GGCAGGACUCGCGUGACAGUUCCCGGCACGCGGCGGCCACCGAGGAGGAGGCGCGGGUACCAGGCUGAACGCGAGACGCAGGGGUGGCUGAGCCAUGGGGGAUGCUCCAAGUCCUGAAGAGAAGCUGCACCUUAUCACCCGGAACCUGCAGGAGGUUCUGGGCGAAGAGAAGCUGAAGGAGAUACUGAAGGAGCGAGAACUUAAGGUUUACUGGGGCACGGCAACCACAGGUAAGCCACAUGUGGCUUACUUUGUGCCCAUGUCGAAGAUUGCGGACUUUUUGAAGGCGGGAUGUGAGGUUACAAUUCUGUUUGCGGAUCUUCAUGCAUACUUGGAUAACAUGAAAGCCCCAUGGGAACUUCUAGAACUCCGAACUAGUUACUAUGAGAAUGUGAUCAAGGCAAUGCUGGAGAGCAUUGGUGUGCCCUUGGAGAAGCUCAAGUUCGUCAAAGGCACUGAUUACCAGCUCAGCAAAGAGUACACACUGGAUGUGUACAGACUGUCCUCGGUGGUCACGCAGCACGAUGCCAAGAAAGCUGGAGCUGAGGUGGUAAAGCAGGUGGAGCACCCUCUGCUGAGUGGUCUGCUGUACCCUGGACUGCAGGCUUUGGAUGAAGAGUAUUUAAAAGUAGAUGCCCAAUUUGGAGGCGUUGAUCAGAGGAAGAUUUUCACCUUUGCAGAGAAGUACCUCCCUGCUCUUGGCUACUCUAAACGGGUCCAUCUCAUGAAUCCGAUGGUCCCAGGAUUAACUGGCAGCAAAAUGAGCUCUUCUGAAGAGGAGUCCAAGAUCGAUCUCCUUGAUCGCAAGGAAGAUGUGAAGAAAAAACUGAAGAAGGCGUUCUGUGAGCCAGGAAACGUGGAGAACAAUGGGGUCCUGUCCUUCAUCAAGCACGUGCUCUUCCCCCUCAAGGCCGAGUUCGUGAUCCUUCGAGACGAGAAAUGGGGUGGAAACAAAACCUACACAGCUUACUCGGACCUGGAAAAGGAUUUCGCUGAUGAGGUUGUACACCCUGGAGACCUCAAGAAUUCUGUUGAAGUCGCCCUGAACAAGUUGCUGGAUCCCAUCAGGGAGAAGUUUAAUUCCCCUGCCCUGAAAAAGCUGGCCAGUGCUGCCUAUCCAGAUCCCUCAAAGCAGAAGCCAGUUGCCAAAGGCCCUGCCAAGAAUUCAGAACCAGAGGAAGUCAUCCCCUCUCGGCUGGACAUCCGUGUGGGGAAAAUCAUCAGUGUGGAGAAGCACCCAGAUGCAGACAGCCUGUACGUGGAGAAGAUCGAGGUCGGGGAAGCUGAGCCCCGGACUGUGGUGAGCGGCCUGGUACAGUUCGUGCCCAAGGAGGAACUGCAGGACCGGCUGGUGGUGGUGCUGUGCAACCUGAAACCCCAGAAGAUGAGGGGAGUCGAGUCCCAGGGCAUGCUUCUGUGCGCGUCCACAGAAGGGGUAAACCGCCAGGUUGAACCUCUGGACCCUCCUGCAGGCUCUGCCCCUGGUGAGCGAGUGUUUGUGAAGGGCUACGAGAAGGGCCAGCCAGAUGAAGAGCUCAAGCCCAAGAAGAAAGUCUUUGAGAAGCUGCAGGCCGACUUUAAAAUUUCCGAGGAGUGCGUCGCACAGUGGAAGCACACCAACUUCAUGACCAAGCUGGGCUGCGUCUCCUGCAAAUCACUGAAAGGCGGGAACAUCAGCUAGCGGCCUGGCGGCUCCUCCCUUCCCCCAUCAUCCUGCGCCCUCCGCUGCCUCCUCAGUUUGCUCGUCCGUCAUCCAUAGCCCACCUCAGGACACUGAAGCAGCAGAUCCGUGGGCCUGCGGCUCCCCGGCGCAGAGUCUGGGCUCCUGCUGUCUGGCUACAGUGAGACUGACCCUGGCGGGGAGUGCUGAGAGCAGGGCGGCAGGAAGUCAGCUCUGCCCUCUUCCCUUGGCAGCCAACCUGAGAAAUCUGGUUCCAAUGUCACUCUCAUGCCACAGUCCUCGUAAUUGGAAAAAUACUGGUUUCCAGGUUUUCUUGGAAUUAUCCCAGCAGCUGUGCCUCUAGUCGGGAUCUAGUGCCUGGACUGGGCUAAUUACAGCUUCUCCCCAACAGGAAAUUGUGGGAUUUGAAAAGGAAAGAGAAGAGAAAACAGAGAAGCUAGUGGUCUACCGAGUAGCUGGCCGCUUUCCCAGUGCCUGCCUCCUGAGGCUUGGCCCUGGGGCACAGGGAUGGCCACAGGGCUCCCGCAGGGUCCCUUCAUCCAGCUGUGUUAGCAUCAGGAGUGGAACGGAUGGAGCAGUGUGGGUUCCUUCACAGAGGGUCGGGUACUUCUCCAUAAGACAUCUCAAUCAAAUCACCAUCAGUAUCAGAAAUUCAAAUAAAGUGUCUGAACAAUG
Oryctolagus cuniculus (rabbit) is the source of this 2356-nucleotide messenger RNA. RefSeq names its product tyrosyl-tRNA synthetase 1 (gene YARS1). Lineage: Eukaryota; Metazoa; Chordata; Mammalia; Lagomorpha; Leporidae. Gene Ontology annotation, biological process: tyrosyl-tRNA aminoacylation. The record is from RefSeq and is a predicted model, not a curated record. Gene Ontology annotation, molecular function: tyrosine-tRNA ligase activity; tRNA binding; ATP binding.